AAGAAUACGUACUUGCAGAAUUUUCUUUCAAUCACCUGCAAAACAAACUCCACCACCACCAUUCCCUUUCUCUUUUAGGUUUCAAUGUCAUCAUCUUCUCUUUUCAAAGUGCUGUUGUCUCUUGUUAGUUUUGCCAUAGAUUCCUAGCUAGUACUCUUAAUUAACCAAUCCAUUUCAAUCAUAACGUCCUUAAUUAUGCUCUCUUUCUUAGAUCUCUUUUAGAUAUUAAUCCAUGAUUCAUUCCAACCCUUUGUAUCAAUCAUACAACAUAGAUCUUUCCUGGGGGUGCAGGUCAUAUUCAGGAUGUACGAUCAUUUUGCUGGCUGAUCUUCCUCGAAUAUUUUCUGGUCAUUUCAACUGACGUGUUGUUAUAUGGAAGUUCUUGUAUGGGCACAAAAUCAUAGACAUAUAUAGGAUAACAUAAAUUCUACACCAGAGAUUGUUAUUCAAAAAAAAAUGAAAAAAUCACAGGAGUGGCAGCGUCUAGGCAUUUCCGAUUUACCAGACAUUAUGCCAGCGGCGCAACGCCACAGACAACCUGUAAAGGGGACAGUUUGGGUCAUUACAUUGAUUUCUUUGAUUAGCAUCUUUCUAAUUGGUGUUUAUAUCUAUCCUCCAAGAGGAUAUUUAUCUUGUUAUGUUUUUUCUGGAAUCGGUUGUAAGUCUAUCUCCGAGUGGCUACCACCUAGUACUCCUCCGACCAGGGAAUACAGUGAUGCUGAGAUCGCAGCUCGUGGUGUCAUCAGAGAUAUCUUGCAGGCACCUCCUUUGCAAACAAAGACGCCUAAAAUCGCUUUCAUGUUCUUGACUCCGGGCGCAUUACCUUUUGAAACGCUAUGGGAUAAGUUCUUUGACGGUCAUGAAGGCAGAUUCUCCGUCUACGUACACGCAUCUAGGGAAAGACCGGUACAUUUGAGCCGUUACUUCGCCAACAGAGACAUUCAUAGUGAGAAGGUGGUAUGGGGUAAAAUUUCUAUGGUUGAUGCAGAGAGGAGACUACUUGGAUUGGCCUUCCAAGACCCUGAUAAUCAACAUUUUGUACUUCUCUCAGACAGUUGUGUUCCACUUCAUAAUUUCGAUUAUGUCUAUAACUAUUUGAUGGAUAUAAAUAUGAGCUUUAUUGAUUGCUAUGACGAUCGAGGACCCCAUGGAUCUGCUGGCAGGUAUUUAGAGCAUAUGUUACCUGAAGUUGAAUACAAGGACUUCAGGAAAGGUUCUCAGUGGUUCACAAUGAAGCGGCAACACGCUAUGAUAGUCCUGUCAGAUAGUCUUUACUACGAGAAGUUCAAGCUUUACUGCAGGCCAGGUAUGGAGGGAAAUAGGAAUUGCUACUCUGACGAGCAUUACUUUCCGACACUUUUCCAUAUGAUGGAUCCUGGAGGCAUAGCAAACUGGUCAGUGACAUACGUGGAUUGGUCUGAAAGGAAGUGGCAUCCGAAAGCAUAUCGAGCUCAGGAUUGUACCUAUAAUCUCCUGAAGAACAUUACAUCUAUUGAUGAGGGUAUACAUUUUACUAGUGAUGAAAGGCAAAUACUGAUGGAUGGAGCUUGCAUGUGGAAUGGGAUGAAGAGGCCGUGUUAUUUGUUUGCUAGAAAAUUCUACGCGGAAACUCUGGACAUUUUGAUGCAUUAUUUAUCCAAUUACGCAGUUGGUAGAAACAUAGAUCCUACCGUUGAUUAUUAAUUCUUUGUCACCAACUCGGGUUCUUUGUAGAAAAUAUUAGAACACUACUUCUGACCGCCAGAUUUGAUAGAUUUAAUGUAGAGAAACUUCAUUCUGGUUCAUAUGUUCAUUGGAUCUUCGUAUAUAGAAAUAUUAUGUACGUACAAUGAUUCGCUGCAAUUAUGAUAAUGGAGCUUAAUUUUUUGCUGUAAUUGGUGUUAUUUUUUCCUUUCAAAGCACCCAUUUAUGAGUACGGCGCAUCAGCAUUAUUUUCAUCUUUGUAAAAUAAUCUAUAUAAGAUCUUCAUUUUUUUUCCGUACAUUAACAAAUA
Papaver somniferum (opium poppy) is the source of this 1993-nucleotide messenger RNA. RefSeq lists its product as uncharacterized. The transcript has a single exon. The record is from RefSeq and is a predicted model, not a curated record. Gene Ontology annotation, cellular component: membrane. Gene Ontology annotation, molecular function: glycosyltransferase activity. NCBI's taxonomy places the organism in Eukaryota, Viridiplantae, Streptophyta, Magnoliopsida, Ranunculales, Papaveraceae. Bases 457 to 1683 code for a protein of 408 amino acids.